GGUACCUCCUACGUUCCCAAAUAGAAGGCACGCUCCUCUUUAUCUCUAACUUACAGGUGCUGAUUCUCACUUUGGAAUGAAAGAAAUCUCAACAGGAGAAUGAGCCAACAAGGUUAUGUUGCUACACCUCCAUACUCCCAGGCCCAGGCUGGAAUGGGGGGAUACCCCACUGGAUUUGGGCCCCCUCAUCCACAGGCCCAUUAUGGACACUAUGGAGCUACACCACAGUCCUUUCCUGCUCAACCAGCAGGUAUGCUCAAACCGACAGCCUCUUCUCCCUCUGUGAUGCCUGCACCACCUGUGUCUAGUCAUUAUGGACCUUCUAUUCAGCAAAAUGGCGCACACCCUCAGAAGUUUCCUCCCCCUCCUGCAGCCUCUGCCCCUGUAUCAUCUCCUUAUGGCCAGCCCCCUCAAAGACCAUACCAAAGUAUGCCUCAAACUCAGCAGUUAACCAAUCAGAUGAGUGGCAUGAACCUUGAUGGAUAUGCCCCAAACCCCAUGCAGCUCCCUCAGUCACCCACCUCAUCUGCAGCACCACAGUCUUUCCAAAUGUCUCCAUCAUCAGCAGUGGGACUUCCACCCAUGGCUGCACCCGGCCCUCAGUCUCCUUUAAUGAGUGCAUGUCCACCUAUGGCAGCAGGAUGUCCACCUAUGGCAGCAGGAUGUCCACCGAUGGCAGUUGGCCCUCCACCAAUGGCAAUGCCUAAUUCACAGCCUGGCCCUCCCCCACUGGUUGGAAUGCAGCAACUAGCUGGACCUCAGGGAUUUCCCCAGCAACCAGGACCAUAUGGAGGGCAGAUGCCAGGCCCACCAAUGGCUGGACCUCAGGCAGGUUUUCCAGGAGGGUUUCCAGGAGGACCCAACAACUUGGCUGGACCUCCUCAGAAAAAACUGGACCCAGAUGACAUUCCUAGCACUACUCAAGUGAUUGAAAAUGACCAGGCUAGAAGAGGUGGUCAGCUGUACACCACAAAUCUCAGGGGUCAAGUUCCUCCCCUAGUAACGACCAGUUUUACUGUUCAGGAUCAAGGAAAUGCAAGCCCCAGGUUUAUGCGCUGUACUACCUACUCAUUUCCCUGCACUGCUGACCUUGCCAAGCAGUGCCAAGUUCCCCUGGCUACCAUCAUCAAACCUUUUGCCAAAGUGCCUGAUAAUGAAACUCCUCUGUACAUGGUAAAUCACGGAGAGCCAGGACCCAUACGCUGUAACCGCUGUAAGGCUUAUAUGUGCCCCUUCAUGGUCUUUAUCGAUGGAGGAAGACGAUUCCAGUGUGGUUUCUGCAACUGUGUUAAUGAGGUUCCUGUCCAGUACUUUCAGCACCUGGAUCAUAUGGGCAGAAGAGUGGAUUUAUAUGAGAGACCUGAGCUGUCCCUGGGCUCAUAUGAGUUUACUGCUACGCUGGAUUAUUGCAAGAACAAUAAGCCUCCCAGUCCUCCUGCUUACAUUUUUAUGAUCGAUGUCUCCUACAACAACUUAAAGAGUGGACUUGUCAGACUGAUAUGUGAGGAACUAAAGACACUGCUAGAUCAUCUUCCAAAGGAAGAGGGCUCUGAAAGUUCAGCUAUAAAGGUGGGCUUUGUCACCUACAACAAGAUCCUGCACUUCUACAAUGUAAACAGUGCACUAGCUCAGCCCCAGAUGAUGGUGGUCUCAGAUGUGGCAGAGAUGUUUGUGCCACUCUUGGAUGGAUUCCUGGUAAACUUUCAAGACUCACGAGCGGUCAUCAACAAUCUCCUGAGCCAGAUCCCUGAUAUGUUUGCUGAUACUAAUGAAAGUGAGACUGUUUUUGCUCCAGUGAUCCAAGCCGGAGUUGAGGCACUAAAGGCCGCUGAGUGCAGUGGAAAGCUCUUCAUCUUCCAGUCCUCCCUCCCCACAGCAGAGGCCCCCGGGAAGCUCAAAAACCGAGACGACAGGAAGCUGGUGAACACUGAAAAAGAAAAGACAUUAUUUCAGCCACAGCGUGGUGUGUAUGAGCAGCUCACUAAAGAAUGUGUGAGCCAGGGAUGCUGUGUGAACCUCUUCCUUUUCCCAAGCCAGUAUGUGGAUGUGGCCACCAUGGGUGACAUCCCCACUCACACUGGCGGCUCAGUGUACAAAUACAGCAACUUCCAGGUGCAGGUCGACGGUCAGCAUUUCCUCAGUGAUUUGAGGCUAGAUGUGAAGAAGUCUAUUGGGUUUGAUGCCAUCAUGCGUGUGCGAACCAGCACAGGGUUUAGGGCUACAGAAUUCUUUGGUUCCUUCCAUAUGAACAACACCACAGAUGUGGAGAUGCCUGCAGUGGACUGUGACAAAACAGUUACAGUGGAGUUUAAACAUGAUGACACACUUAAUGAGGAGACUGGAGCUCUUAUACAGUGCGCUCUCCUGUACACAUCUGUCAGUGGUCAAAGACGUCUGCGCAUUCACAACCUCAGUCUGAACUGCAGCUCCCAACUCUCUGAGCUCUAUAAGAGCUGUGAGACUGAUGCUCUCAUCAACUUCUUCGCCAAGUCAGCAUACAACGCUGUGCUGAACCAGCCUGUGCGGACGGUGAGAGAGAUCCUGGUAAAGCAGACGGCCCACAUGCUGGCCUGCUACAGAAAGAACUGUGCCAAUCCCUCUACAGCCAGUCAGCUGAUCCUGCCAGAUGCAAUGAAGGUGUUCCCAGUAUACAUGAACAGCCUGAUGAAGUCUCCAGUGCUGGUUGGCAGUGCAGAACUCUGUACAGAUGACCGGGCCUUUCACAGACUCAGCAUCAUGUCCAUGGGAGUGGAGGAGACCCAGAUCCUGCUUUACCCACAGCUCAUUCCAGUGCAUACCAUGGAUAUGGCGAGUGAGUCGAUACCACCAGCAGUGCGCUGCUCAGAGGAGCGUCUGAGUGACACAGGGAUGUUUCUGCUGGAGAACGGCCAGUCUCUGUUCCUGUGGCUUGGCCAGGCCUGUCCUCCUGAUCUUAUCCAGAACCUCUUCAAUGUGCCUUCCAUGGCCCACCUCGGCCCUGACAUGACUUCAUUGCCUGAGCUGGAUAACACAUAUUCUAGGAAGCUGCACUUCAUCAUCUCUGCCAUUUCCCAGCAGCGGUCCAAAUCCAUGAAGGUGGUGAUUGUAAAGCAGAAGGACAGAUCAGAAAUGCAGUUGCGUCAGCACCUGGUGGAGGAUGAGGGCCUACACGGAGGGGCGUCCUACAUGGACUUCCUGUGCUUUGUUCACCGCGAGAUCAGACAGCUUCUAACCUAACAUUUACACACACAUCAUUCAUAGAGAGAAUAUGUGCAAAGGCAGCACACAUCCUGAACUUAAUAUUUCCAAAGUUGCCUUAAAAAGACUGUACUGUGUACCCAUUCUGGGUGUCACAAUUGUGCUUAUGUCCAUUCCAGUUCAGUUGGGAAAGAAAUCAUUUCAGGCUAGGCUUUUUGUGUACUGGCACAUAGUAAUAUUUUCUUAUGUAAACAUAUUGUUCAGGUAAAAGGAAAAAGAAUUUAUAAAUUCUUGUGUCAAAUGAGCAAAGGAAAUUACUUUUAAUAAAAUGAUUUACAAUGUUUAUUUAAAAUGUCAAAAUCAAGAAAGGUUCUGUCAUGCUUUUACUUUACAAAAGCAAACUGUGUAUUAAUUAAUGGAUUGAAUAUUAUUGAAGUAGUCCAAGUAUAUUAACUGAAUAACAUUCAAGGUACAUUCCAAUGAAUGAAAUGAACUUAAAGAGUAAUAAGUAUUUUCUAAAACAAAAGAAUAUAUGUGCUUAAAUUGUUAUGUGCUAUUUCUAGAUAUGCAAAUACUGACAAUUUCUUUGAACCCAUAACCGUCAUUAGUGUACGGUUAACUGAUAACCGACAAGCACAGAGCAUCCCAUCAAAAUAUAAAGUUUUAUAUAAUUAAGUCUGCAUAAGAAACAUGCUAAUCAUAAUUAAUAAUGAUUGUCAGUAUACUAAAGCUCUUUCUGACAUUAUUAGUAUGGCUAUUAUAUGAUGAUAAGCAGAUUUCUAGCAUUAUACUGGAACAUGAUGCAAAGGAUCCUCAUCAUUUUGUAAACAAUAAACAUUAGAUCUGGAUUCACAGGUGCAAAGUUUAACAUGCAUUUAGACUUAAAACUGACACUAAACAGCUUCUACACCUCUAAUUUUGAUGUCUAGUUCCAUAGUUUUUCAUCUAAAUAAUUUUAAAGCAUUACAGUUCCCUUGAUCAGAUUAGAACUGCAGCGCUCUUCACAUUUUGUACACGUUGUGAAUGAUAAGAGAGCAUCCGAGUUCAAAUAAAGCAUCAGCUGUUGGAAAUAAAUUUAAAUGAAACUUACCAACAGCAGUUCAUUGUGGGUUAUCAGUUAUUCAUUGACAUUUUUAAGCAUUUCAUGGCAUUUAGGCUGUUUAUAUGUUCAUGUAAAACAGUAAGUGUUCAGCAGCUUUAAAAUACUUAAUAAAACAAUAAAUAAAUAACAUGCUUCUUUUUAAAAAUCCCUAAUAGACUUUUAAAACUUUUAUUUCCAUACAUGCAGAUUGUCUGUCUGGUUAUAUAGUCAAUAAAGUGGUUAAAAUUGUUAGUGAAAUACUUAUUUUAAAUGUACUUUUUAAAAAUUGGUAUGUAAUAAAAUGUAUUUGCAUCUAAAAUACUGUCUUAUAUAUAAAGAUACCUCAGGUAGUCAGUGUACCAAAACUCUUAUGUUAAGCAAACAAUGUUGUUAUUAUGUUAUUAUUCUAACAGGACCCAUUUGUUAAACAUAUGCUGUUCCAUAUACAUUUCAAAAAUUUUUUAUUAUACAUGGCCUUUAUUGGUGUUUUUAUUAAAUUGUUUACAUUGCAGGUAAAGAUGGCAAAGAGAAAACUGUCAUAUUU
Messenger RNA from Trichomycterus rosablanca, 4802 nucleotides. RefSeq names its product SEC24 homolog D, COPII coat complex component (gene sec24d). Gene Ontology annotation, molecular function: SNARE binding; zinc ion binding. Gene Ontology annotation, cellular component: COPII vesicle coat; endoplasmic reticulum exit site. NCBI's taxonomy places the organism in Eukaryota, Metazoa, Chordata, Actinopteri, Siluriformes, Trichomycteridae. The record is from RefSeq and is a predicted model, not a curated record. Gene Ontology annotation, biological process: COPII-coated vesicle cargo loading; intracellular protein transport; endoplasmic reticulum to Golgi vesicle-mediated transport. The coding region runs from base 100 to 3216 and encodes 1038 amino acids. The transcript has 23 exons.